Molecule: messenger RNA, 2569 nt
Organism: Nothoprocta perdicaria
Lineage: Eukaryota; Metazoa; Chordata; Aves; Tinamiformes; Tinamidae
Product: solute carrier family 2, facilitated glucose transporter member 11-like
Exons: 12
Coding region: 336-2438 (700 amino acids)
Biological process (GO): monosaccharide transmembrane transport
Cellular component (GO): membrane
Molecular function (GO): hexose transmembrane transporter activity
Source: RefSeq, a predicted model, not a curated record
AGAUCUCUGCCUGUUCAACGUGAGGGCUUCCAAGUGUGGGAAUUACAGCGUCUGCAGCGAGGUGCUGACCCUGGGGACAGGCUCUGUGACCAGGGCCUCCCUGCCCUUGCACAAACUGUGGCUCUGAAGAUGUGAGGACCUGUCAAAGGCAAAGCAAUGGCCCAAGCUGGCGGGCAGGACUUGCACCUGGCGGUGCCCUUGGUGCCAGCAGCAGCGGUCUCUGCGUACAUAGUGCUAGCAGAAUGGGAAGGUUCUUGCCAACACAGAAUAAAUGUUUGGCUUCCUGAAGAAAGAUCUACUCAAAACCCAUCCCAUUCAGAUUGGGCAGGAGGAAGAUGCUUUUAAAAUGUCUUAGAGUUCCUGAAAAAUGCUGCCUAAAACACAUAUCAGUGGGUGUUUUAACUUGUACUACUCUAUACCUUAUGUCUAAAAUACAUGUUUUAACUUGUUCAACUCUAUACCUUCUUUUCCCAGCGCAUGAGUGGAUGGCAGUGGGAUUUGUGUCUCUAAAUUAUAGUUAUGAACUUGCUGGCAGUCGUCCCGUGACCCCUACCACGCGCCACGGGGAAGCAAACCCUGGCAUGACGGAUUCAGAGCUAAAAGGGGAACCUCGGGCUUCUCCUGCCACUCAGUGGCUGAGGCGGAUGUGGCACCGUGUGAGCACCUCCCUCCUGCGCAUCCGCACACGGCCCGGGGAUGCUGAGCAGGGCUGUGCCCGCAGGGAUACCCCUCUCCUGCCGCUGGCUCCCAUCUCCAGGAUUUGGGAUAUGCACAACGUCCCUCUGCCAGAGAUGUCCGUCACAGAAGGGAAGAUGCAACCAACCCCGCGCCGCUGCUGCUGCUCCUGCUCCUCCUGCUGCUGCCUUGGCACCGUCUGCCGCCCUGCGGCUGCCGCAGCAGCCAAACAUGCGGAUCCUGCAUCCGGAGCAGCCAAUGGCAGGUCAGCAGGGAAGAGAUCACGGCCCACGCUUCAGAACAAGAUCCUGAUCCUGACCGCAUGUGCCGCUGGCAUCGGGGGCACUUUCCAGUACGGCUACAACAUCUCCAUCAUCAACGCUCCCACUUCGUACAUCCAGAGGUUUAUGAACGAAACGUGGCUGGAGCGCACGGGCACUCCCCUUGGCAGCGAUGUGAUCCUGCUCCUCUGGUCCUUCACGGUCUCCGCGUACCCUCUGGGAGGACUCACCGGGGCCAUUGCGGCCGGGCCCAUGGCGAUCAUGCUGGGGAGGAAGACGUCCCUGCUGUUGAACAACGUGUUCGUGAUCAUCGCCGCAGUCCUGUCAGGAUUCAGCCGCAUGGCAAAAUCCUUUGAGAUGAUUAUUCUCAGCAGAUUCUUUACAGGCCUGAAUGCAGGUAUAAGCAUGAACAUUCAGCCCAUGUAUCUGGCAGAAAGUGCCCCAAAGAAGCUCCGAGGAGCUGUGGCCUUGACCUCUGCAUCGUUCACUGCCCUGGGCUUGCUGGUGGGGCAGGUUGUUGGACUCAGGGAGCUCCUAGGAGCAGAAAACAGCUGGCCGCUUCUUUUAGCCAGCAAUGCAGUGCCUGCCCUCAUCCAGCUCAUGGCUCUGCCUUGGUUCCCUGAAAGCCCCAGAUAUCUCCUGAUUGACCGAGGAGACAAAGAAUCCUGCAUCUCUGCACUGCAGAAGCUCCGAGGCCACUGCGACCUGAGCGCGGAGCUGGAGGAGAUGCUGGCCGAGCAGGCUGCCACCCACGGGCAGAGGCCCAAAAAGCCUUGGGAGCUCUUCCAGGACCGGGCGGUGCGGUGGCAGCUGCUGAGCAUCGUGGUGCUGAGCAGCGCCAUGCAGCUGUGCGGCAACGACUCGAUGUAUUUUUAUGCAGCUUAUGUGUUCCAAGAGGCUGGAAUCCCACAGGAAAAAAUCCCCUAUGUUGUAAUCGGCACAGGAAGCUGCGAACUGAUCACAUCGGUCACUUGCAACAUAAUCAUAGACUACGCGGGGCGGCGGCUGCUGCUCCUGGGGGGCUACAGCUCCAUGGCAGGAUGGGCCAUUGUCUUCAUGGUGGCCCUAAGCCAGCAGGCUCGCAUUAGCUGGAUGCCCUAUCUCAGCGUGAUCUGCAUCUUCGCCUACAUCCUGAGCUUUGGAAUUGGGCCAGCUGGUGUAACAGGAGUUCUGCCCACAGAAGUUUUUGAUCAAAUGUCCCGGCCAGCUGCUUAUGUGAUCUGUGGCUCUCUGCUCUGGUUCAAUCUGUUCCUGGUCGGCACAGCCUUUCCCUUCAUCGUGAAAACUCUAGCACAUUUCUGCUACGUCCCGUUCUUUCUGGUCUGCAUCUGCACUGCGCUCUAUGUUGGCUUCUUCCUUCCUGAGACAAAGGGAAAGUCCUUCCUGGAAAUCUCGGAGGAGUUCAAGAAACGGAAUUUCAAAUCUCACGCCCAUGCAUUUCCCUACAAAGGCCCUGAGGAGAUCAAGUCCACUGUGUUGUAGCAGGAGGCAGAAAGGACAAAGAGAGGAAGGUGGCAUCUGCAGGACGUUUAGCAGUGGUUCUAUUCUCUUGCGUGGGCACAAAGAGGUGAUUGGGUUAAUGAGAGCACUUUAAUCCAGUUAUAUAUAUUACU